This is a messenger RNA of Hevea brasiliensis (rubber tree), 1443 nucleotides long. Its product is annotated as uroporphyrinogen decarboxylase, chloroplastic. The record is from RefSeq and is a predicted model, not a curated record. Gene Ontology annotation, biological process: porphyrin-containing compound biosynthetic process. Gene Ontology annotation, molecular function: uroporphyrinogen decarboxylase activity. Bases 156 to 1328 code for a protein of 390 amino acids. The transcript is spliced from 6 exons. Lineage: Eukaryota; Viridiplantae; Streptophyta; Magnoliopsida; Malpighiales; Euphorbiaceae.
AUCCCUUUCACUGUCACAGCCGGGGGAAAAGCAAGAGAAGAGAGAGAGAGAGCUGGAGCAAAAACUUUUGUGCAGCACGCAGCGGCUAACAAAACAUUUAAAGUCUGAAGCUUUCACUCUAAACCCAAACUGGGGUCACCUCAAGUUCAGCACUAAUGUCUUGCAUUUGUAGCAUUAGCUCAAUCUCUUCUUUCUCUUCUCCAAGGAAAUCAGUAUCUAAGCCCCCAAUUUUUCAAUGCUCCCUCCCAGGUAAUUUUCUCCCAGGGACAGUGGUGGAACCGAAGACUGCCUCUGUGGCUGAACCCUUGUUGCUGAAUGCUGUUAGAGGAGAAGAUGUUGAAAGACCCCCAGUUUGGCUUAUGAGGCAAGCAGGGAGGUACAUGAAGAGUUACCAAAUCAUUUGUGAGAAGUAUCCUUCAUUUCGUGAAAGAUCAGAAAAUGUUGAUCUUGUAGUGGAAAUUUCUCUGCAGCCUUGGAAUGUUUUUAAGCCAGAUGGGGUCAUUUUAUUCUCAGACAUUCUUACUCCACUUUCUGGGAUGAACAUACCUUUUGACAUUGUGAAAGGUAAAGGCCCUGUUAUAUUCAAUCCUUUACGCACUGCUGCAGAUGUUGAUCAAGUAAGAGAAUUUUUUCCGGAGGAGUCAGUUCCAUACGUUGGAGAAUCAUUGACAAUCCUUCGAAAAGAGGUAGAUAAUAAGGCUGCAGUGCUUGGUUUUGUUGGGGCUCCUUUUACGCUGGCAUCAUAUGUUGUUGAAGGUGGUUCAUCAAAGCACUUUUCAAAAAUAAAAAGAUUAGCUUUCUCUCAGCCUAAGGUACUUCAUGCAUUGCUUCAGAAAUUUGCAAUCUCAAUGGCAAAAUACAUUCAAUAUCAAGCUGACAAUGGGGCUCAAGCUGUUCAAAUCUUUGACUCAUGGGCCACAGAGCUUAGCCCUGUUGAUUUUGAGGAGUUCAGUCUUCCAUACCUGAAGCAGAUUGUGGAUACUGUGAGAAGAACACAUCCAAAUCUCCCUCUAAUCCUUUAUGCAAGUGGAUCUGGGGGCUUGCUUGAGAGGUUAGCUUUGACAGGUGUGGAUGUAGUUAGCUUGGAUUGGACAGUGGAUAUGGCUGAAGGUAGGAGGCGAUUGGGACCUGAUAUGGCAGUUCAGGGAAAUGUAGAUCCUGGAGUCCUUUUUGGCUCAAAGGAUUUUAUCACUAAUCGGAUAAAUGAUGUUGUGAGAAAAGCUGGUAAAGGGAAACACAUAUUGAAUCUUGGUCAUGGAAUUGUAGUAGGCACACCAGAGGAGAAUGUUGCUCAUUUUUUUGAGGUUGCUAAAGGAAUUAGAUACUAAAAGUAGACAAUGGUUAGUUGAUUUUCUGAUAAAUGAGUUUUAUGUAUUCUUAGCUUCUUUUCUUCUUUUAUAGAAAUCGAUACUGUUCCAUGAAAAUUCAUUAGCAUUUUCAUUA